Molecule: messenger RNA, 9646 nt
Organism: Stegodyphus dumicola
Lineage: Eukaryota; Metazoa; Arthropoda; Arachnida; Araneae; Eresidae
Product: voltage-dependent T-type calcium channel subunit alpha-1G-like
Biological process (GO): calcium ion import; membrane depolarization during action potential; calcium ion transmembrane transport
Cellular component (GO): neuron projection; voltage-gated sodium channel complex; plasma membrane
Molecular function (GO): voltage-gated sodium channel activity; low voltage-gated calcium channel activity
Source: RefSeq, a predicted model, not a curated record
UCGGACAACAUUUCUAGUGUCUACGCCUGUGAGAAGCAGGAUUGUGAGACAAGUACGGACAAGGAGGUCAUUGAAAACGUAAAGUGGAUUGCCACUGAAGAUGACCCGAAGGACAACAUCGAGAAAGAAAUCAAAAUGAGAGCUCAACCUUAUGUGUUGACCGUCAUAAAGCACCAGAACGGAGGAGGAGGGAAUGGUAACGGGUUGGAUAACCUUCCCCCCGUCAUCACUCACACCGCUGCUACACCCCAGGGCUCUCCCAAUGCUACUCUGACCUUACAGAGGGACAUCAACAACCGACUAUGUCCCGAGAAGGCCCUCAACGUCAGCAAUCCGUCCAUAGUUACGAUAGACAAAAGUUCUAGCCCGUUGUCCUUGUCUCCGGAUGUGCUUCAAGUGAAUGGGAUGCCUGUGUUCCAAGUGGCCUCCUUAAACAUUCCAACGAUCCACCUGACGGGAAGCCCCCAGAACAGCCGCAGGAAUAGCGUCAUCGUCGCUCUUUCCAGGCAGUCUAGUAUCAUGUCCAACAUUAGCAGGAAGAAUUCCUUGGGCCCGUGCUUCAGCCUACAACGGAAAGGUAGCACUGGCAGUGGGUGUAAAGGUAGCUUCAACGGGUGGAAAGCACAUCGUCGGAAAAAGAGCGAGAAUGAGAGCUCUGAAAAUGGCUCUGGACCUGAAGAUAUCGUGCUCAACAACAUGACGCCGCAUUCACCAAGCAAUCAAAGCUCAGAGCACACGCACUGUAAUGGCAGUAUCCCAACUCUUCAAAAUACACCGAACAACAAGAGACCAGUUUUGAUACAGAAUAGCAUCAACAGCCCAAAAGUACUUAGCCCUCAAAACUCGAUUAAGAGUGUAUCUCUUUCUCAAUAUCGGGACAACGGGACUUCGACUCCAGUUCCGAAUGAGCCUAUUCCAUGCAGCCGCCAGAUGUCCCUUAACAGCAGCAUUCAAAGUCAGAAUACUUUGAGCCCAUCCAACACCUACUACCUGCCCAGUCGACAAACUUCCAUAUCAGGGACUUCUCUCAAGGAAGAGUUCAAGCCGAACAAUUUAGAAGGUACGCAGACCAAAGUGGAGAACAGAAGGACGUCUGCAGAAUGUGAACUCUCACAAAAGCUUUGCUGGUUUAUUGAACCAAAAGGAUGGAUCAAGGAAAGAGAGGACUACUCCCUUUUCAUCUUUUCCAAAUCCCACUGCCUGAGACGAAUUUGUAAUCGAAUCGCGGAGAAUAAAUGGUUCGAUUAUAUAAUCUUGGUAUUCAUCGCCUCCAACUGUAUUACAUUGGCAAUGGAAAGGCCUACAAUACCUCCAGACAGCAAAGAAAGGAUUUUUUUAAUAUCUGCUAAUUACAUCUUCACCGUAGUCUUCGCCUUUGAAAUGGCAGUUAAGGUCCUUGCCAAAGGAUUAUGGUAUGGUCCUAACGCUUACUUUAAGAGCGGCUGGAAUAUCAUGGAUGGUUUCGUAGUCGGUAUAUCGUUGGUGGACGUCAUCCUAUCCUUCGUUGCAGAAAGCAGUCCACGAAUUUUUGGUAUUUUGAGGGUCUUCAGGUUACUUCGCUCGCUCCGACCUCUCAGGGUCAUCAAUAGAGCUCCGGGGUUGAAGUUGGUGGUGCAAACUCUUCUAUCUUCUCUCCGACCUAUCGGAAACAUCGUCCUCAUCUGCUGCACAUUUUUCAUUAUUUUUGGAAUUCUUGGCGUACAACUAUUUAAAGGCAGCAUGUAUUACUGUGAAGGUCCAAGUGCUUCACGCGUUCGCAACAAAUUCGAAUGCCUGCAGGAUCCUAGAAACGUCUGGCAAAACAGGAAAUAUAAUUUUGACAACUUGGGGCAAGCCCUGAUGUCACUUUUCGUCCUUUCGUCGAAAGAUGGCUGGGUAAACAUCAUGUACACAGGUUUGGAUGCUGUCGGUGUGGAUCAACAACCCAUUGAGAAUUACAAUGAAUGGCGACUACUUUACUUCAUCUCCUUUCUCCUCCUGGUGGCAUUUUUCGUCCUCAAUAUGUUCGUGGGUGUAGUCGUCGAGAAUUUCCAUCGGUGCCGGGAACAGCAGGAACGAGAGGAAAAGGCAAGACGGGCAGCUAAACGAGCGAAAAAAAUGGACAAGAAACGGAGAAGAAUGAGGGAGCCUCCAUAUUACAUCAACUACUCGAAGCCCCGGCUAUUCACUCACAACAUCAUAACAAGUAAAUACUUCGACUUGGCCAUCGCAGCGGUCAUUGGACUAAACGUUGUCACCAUGGCGAUGGAAUUCUACAUGAUGCCUAAGAAACUGGAAUAUGCUUUGAAGGUUUUCAAUUAUUUUUUCACUGCUGUAUUCAUAGUUGAAGCUUUCAUGAAGGUAGUUGCCCUCGGAAUACUGAAGUAUUUAAAAAACAGGUGGAAUCAAUUGGACGUAGUGAUCGUUGGCCUCUCUAUCGCUGGUAUUGUCUUGGAGAAGAUGGAAUCUGAUCUGAUACCCAUCAAUCCAACAAUCAUCAGAGUUUUCCGUGUUUUGCGCAUAGCAAGAGUUCUGAAAUUACUCAAGAUGGCUAAAGGUAUUCGGGCAUUGUUAGACACUGUAAUGCAAGCUCUGCCUCAAGUUGGAAACUUGGGACUUCUAUUUUUCUUACUGUUUUUCAUCUUUGCUGCACUCGGAGUUGAGCUGUUUGGAAGACUAGAAUGCACAGAGGACUUACCUUGCGAAGGUUUAGGAGAACAUGCCCAUUUCAAAGACUUUGGAAUGGCAUUUUUAACCCUUUUCAGAGUGGCAACUGGAGACAACUGGAAUGGAAUAAUGAAGGAUACACUCCGAGACAAUUGCGAUUAUUCCAGCGACUGCAUUAAAAACUGUUGCAUUUCCCCCAUCAUCGCUCCUCUAUAUUUCGUAAUCUUUGUGUUAAUGGCCCAGUUUGUGCUCGUCAAUGUUGUCGUCGCCGUACUCAUGAAACAUCUGGAAGAAAGCCACAAACAAAUGGAUGACGACCUGGAGAUGGAGGCAGAGCUAAAGCGUGAACUAUUGGCAGAGCAGCAGCAAAUCAAGGAAGCCGAAAUGGAGCAGCAAACCAAGCCUGCUGUUGAACUGACAGAGAAAGUGAAGGAACGGAAAUCCCCCCAUUCUAAGCACGUGCCACAUAAACCGCUUGUAAAAAUGGCAUCACUUCCCCCGAAUUUUGUUUUCCCAUUCAACAGUGCUGAGGAAAAAGGAUAUCGAAGAGCUUCCCUGAACUUACAGAGCUGCAGAAAUACUACAGAUUGCAUAUUUACUAAUUCUCAAGAUCUAGCAACGGCACCACCAAGUUUUAAGUUAAUUCCGCCUCUAGUGAAUACUUCAUCAGUCGCUGCAACAAACGUAAACAUCCGACAAGCAUCUCCGGAUGAAACCGACAGCAAAGUAUCUGUGGCAAACCUUAGUCCGAUCCCUUUGCGAUCCACAUUUGGAUCUACUUUAAGUGUACCCAAUGCGACUUCAAGCUGCCAAAAGAUGACCUUGCCUCAGGCAAAAUGUGAAGUUGAUCCGAAGAAACUGGAACAGCCUAAAGAUCAGCAAAGAGAUGAAGCUGUGCGUCUUCAAACGCAGCCACUAGAUGACUGGAAAUGUGUCUUUGCAUCUAUGAAUACAGAUCCUUACAAAGUUCACGUCUUACCCGUACUACACAAUGAUGUCACCAGUAGCACAAACUUGUAUGACAAUAAAGUGUGUGAUCCAUUGGGUGCAGACAGAAACAGAAGUGCAUCAAACGUCUUUCUCCCCGACAAAAGCAACAAAUCUGACGAUUGCGAUUCUGGGUGUGCGUCUAUCGAUCGUAACUUGAGCAACGAUCGGAACAAUUCUCUGCGAACACCUUAUUUGUAUAAAAGCAAUAGUGGUGAAGCCUCAUUAUCCUCGCCUUCGAUUGUGAGGGCCGAUAUCUUUCAAGGAGAUGAAGCUCCGUUGAUUAUAAGGCGGAUUCGUAAAAAACUGAUCAACCUCGGCGGGGGGGAGUCGUCACUCAGUUCUCAGUCAGAUGCUCCCGAUGACAACAAAGACAAAAGUUUCACAACAGAUUCGACAUCAUUAGAAUGUUAGCACUCAUAUUCUUAAAGGGAACUACUUUUCUGCACAUCUAGGGUUGCCCACUUUAUUAAGAGAAAAGAUGAUUUUGAGGAUAAAACUGCCCAGGAAUGCAAAUGUGAUUCGAAUAGAAAAAGUAUUAAUUGUUACAGAAGAAAGAAAGAGAACAGAUUACUUACUGCUAUACUAUUUUAAAUAUUAAUCUGCUUAAAACGUAUGGAUUAUUUUUUAAUAUAGGUUUUUAAAUAGUGCACAUAUAAAACUAUUUGCUGUUAAUAUUUUUGAAUUCUAAAAAUGAUCAAUGUUCAUGUUUUAGCAAAGUUUAUUUCGAGUGAAAUAACUCUCCCAAACCAAAUGAAGGAUGAACCUUCAAAGUGAGUUCAGCUACACGCAAGCAGUCCGGAGUGCCUGCAUAUAUUCAGUAGGAGCUUGAAAUCUGAUUAAUUACGAUGACGAGUUUUCUGUGAUUAGAAAUUAAAAAUUUAAAAAUCUAAACCCGGAUGCAGGAUGUAUUGCAUUUUAAAAAUGAUACACACUGGCAUAAAUAAAGCAAUAUACAUGCAUGAAAAAACAUGCCUUGACCGCUUGCUUCUUCAAAUUUUAUAGGGCUCUGAGCAUGCCAAAAUUUUUUCUUAAAAAAAUUAUUUUCCCACUAUUAGACACAAGGAAGUGAAUGUCUGUAUACUGAGAUAUAUUUAGAGUCCCACACUGCCUUUAUUAAAUACUGUGAAUAAAUUGUAAUAUGCGGAAAUCUAUGCAGAAAAACAGGACUGCAAAGGGGUCGUUUUACAUAGGGUCAUAGAAGAGUCCGGUAUAGUGUAACAAAUAUUUAUUAACAGGUUUAAGUUACACACGGACAUUACAUUUAACUUUAAGAAAACUUACAGAGCAACAGUCUGGCACAACCUAUGAAGUGGGAGCCUUGGCUUUUACUGAAGUACUUCUCUGGCUACUCACCAGAGGGCAGCCUUGUUGUCAUAGUUAGUCCAACAGUUUAUGUUAAGGGAUUGGUUACAAAACGUUGGGCGUCACUUUCUAAAGGGGUCGUUUUACACAGGGUCAUAGAAGAGUCCGGUAUAGUAUAACAAAUAUUUAUUAACAGGUUUAAGUUACACACGGACAUUACAUUUAACUUUAAGAAAACUUACAGAGCAACAGUCUGGUACAACCUAUGAAGUGGGAGUCUUGGCUUUUACUGAAGUACUUCUCUGGCUACUCACCAGAGGGCAGCCUUGUUGUCAUAGUUAGUCCAACAGUUUAUGUUAAGGGAUUGGUUACAAAACGUUGGGCGUCACUUUCUAAAGGGGUCGUUUUACAUAGGGUCAUAGAAGAGUCCGGUAUAGUGUAACAAAUAUUUAUUAACAGGUUUAAGUUACACACGGACAUUACAUUUAACUUUAAGAAAACUUACAGAGCAACAGUCUGGUACAACCUAUGGAAGUGGGAGCCUUGGCUUUUACUGAAGUACUUCUCUGGCACUCACCAGAGGGCAGCCAUGUUGUCACAGUUAGUCCAACAGUUUAUGUUAAGGGAUUGGUUACAGGACCAGAUUUGCAAACGUGGAGGCCCGACUCGAAACCUAUUGCGCUGAUCUCCGUCUGUGAUUGUUUUCAAUGUAGGAAAUGUCACUGGUGCAAAUUAAGUUUCACGUAAGGCAUAUUUCGUAUAGAAUGUUUCGUGAAACAAUCUCAUAAUUCCAUAUUUUUGGUUCAAAACUAUCACACAAACUAAUAUAUUUCACCAUUUUUUGUGAAUACUGUUUUCUGGAUCUCUUACGUACUGUAUAAAAUAUAAACUUAUAUGAAUCCUCGUCACUGUACAAAAUCUUGGUCAUUUUAGACCAGGAUUUUGUUUCUUUUGAAAGAAACAGAUACUUUUAAUAAUAUCAAAUGAAAAAAAAAGAACUGGAAUUUAUUUUUAUACUGUAUUUUUGAAAUUUCAAAGGCCCAGCACUUGAAAUUUAAUAAGAUUAAAGGUUAACGUGGUUGAACUGUAGAAAGAAUUCUAAACUACUCCUUUAAGUGUUGGUCUAAACUACUCCUUUAAGUGUCUAAACUACUCCUUUAAGUGGAAGCAAAUUGUAAUCAGCUUUUUCUUCGUCUAAGUGAAUCAUCAGCUUCUGAGCCUAAUUAGUACGUACGUUUUAUGAACUAAAAAUUUAUUUCUGCUUCUAAUUUAUAUUUUUAAAACCUCGAAUUGAAAAAAUUAUAUAAAACUUUACAUAUUUUAAAUACUGAAAGGCAUCUGGAAGUUAGUUAAAAGUAAAAGACCAAGGCAUAUGUUCCAUUUGCCAUGCAGAAAUCAAACUCUUUCGAAAGCAUUUGUGUAAACUUUGAUAUCCAGAACGUUACAUUUCAUCAGAUACAAAUUAAAUCUGUAAGAAAUAGUUAGGUAAAAAUAUACAUAUACAAGCAUAAUGUUUAAAUUAAUAACCGAAUUCUGUUUAUCCUAUAAUUUGUUUAAUUAUCGAAAACAUAGUAAUAAUAAUAACAAAGUAGUAACCAGAGUAUCAAUUUUUUAUCUGAUAUGGCUAGGUUUUCUGAUAUCAGCAAAUAAAUUAGAAAUGGGACGAAUCUUAAAUUUUCUGGAAUAUCUUAAAUUAUCCAUGUAAGAAGAAGAAAAAUUAAUAUUAAUAGUUAUUACUUAAAAGAAUAUUUGAAAUCUGCGUUUCAUGAAAAAUAAAUUUAAGAAUAUUUUUUAAAUACACUGAUAUUUAUUAAUACAAAUGAAUUUGAAAAAUAAAAUGCAUAAUUGAAACUCUUGAAUCUUGAGAUUCAUUUUCUCAAGAUAAUCUGACAAAAAAUAUUUUUAAAAACUUCAUUUUUUACAUUUUUCACAAUCUUUUUAUAUCUAAGCAAAUGCAAAGAGGAGAUAAUUAUUUCAUGAGUUAUCAACGAUGAACCAUGAAGAAAGAUCCCUUAAUUCCAUCUAGAAAAUUAAGACUGUAUAUUCAGGUAAAACUGAAUGCCAUAAUGAAAUGCUGAUCAUACAAAGUGGCAGAAACUGCAAUAAUCGCGAUAGUUUACAGAGUCUCACCUCCUUUGGAAGCAUAAACUGACUUGAGACUCUGGAAGACGUAAGCGAAUAUUCGCUAUGUCUUGGAAAUUAUAACAUAGACUUAUUAAGGAUGUAAAAUAUCCUUUUAUUAAACUCAGCAGAUUAACGUGUAUUGUGCUUUCAAAACAAGCUAGCAUUUAUGGCGUAACUGAAAAGAAAUUAAUUUAAAUUAAACUAAGUUAAGUCGUAAAUUACCUACACAGACAGAAUAGCUCAAGUUGGCUUAAACCUAAUACUGACGUGACAAACUUGAUCGGAAAAAUAACACAACGCCACAGACAAAAUGCUAUCAAAAGAUUCAAAUAGUGACGUGGCCUUCAUCAGGAGGAACAUGCUGUGAUUCAACAAUUCUAAAAACCUUUUUUUAAAGACUACCACUUUCUACCUCAUUUGAAUUUGUGCGAAUUAAAAUUUGCAUUCUCGCAGGAAAACGGAAAGUGUGAAAGACAGAAAAGCUAAUUAAUAUAAAAUAACCGAUUAAUAAAAAUAAAUAAAUCUUUACAAGUUGUUUAAUGAAUGAAUGUUAUAAUGAAUGAAUUCCGCUUGACAUCAAGAAAACUAAUCUUUCAAAAGUUUUGAGUUAAAAAGUUGAAUUUUUUUUUUUUUUUUUUUUUUUUUUUUCUGGUUGUUAUGUUUGUUAGGAUUCGAAACAUUAGAAAUGUGUGAAGAUUUGAAUUAUCGAAUUUCAAACUUUGUUCAAGAUCCGUACGAUUCCAACACUGAAAGAUUCGAAUAUCACAUACAUAAAACGCACGUACUAAUUGGUUUUGACGGGCCUAGAAACAGACGUUUUUCACAUAGGCGAAGAAAAGGGUGAUUUCAGUUUGCUUCCUAUUCACUUAACAAGUAGUUUAGCAUUCGUUUUACAGAUCAACCACAUUAAUAAAGCUGGUUUAGGAAACAGAUCGCAGCAUGAUUAUUGGAUAAAUUAGCAAAUAAUGGAUUAUAUAACGGAAAAAAUGAUUAUAUAACGGAGUUUAAAUGAUUAUAUAAUGGAUUAUAUAACGGAGUUAUGAGGAAACAUAUGGAAUAAAUCAAAUGCAACUUUAAAGCAAAAAACUGGCGCCAAAAGUAACGAAAAUAAAUGAAUGGGCAAUCUUUAGAAUUAAAAUGUUUAUGCCAUUUGUCACAUAAAAGUGAAGGACAUAAUGAAAUCUAAAAAUUGAGGCUGUAGUUUUUCACAUUUAUUCAUAAUGACAAGAUUCGGUAUACUUUUUCAUAAAUUAGACAGAAAAAAAUGGCAACAAAUUUUUAAAAAUACGUUAUUUAUUUUGAUACAAAUACAUUCAGCUGUAAUGUUAAAAGUUCUAAAUUUAAAAAAUGCGAUAUUUUUUUUCCAGGCGUUAGAAACGCUUCUUCUUAAUUUCAAUAAUAUACGAUGGGAUAAAAUCUAACCCAAAUUUGUGGGAACGUUCUAAAAGUAGAGAGAAUAUCAAAUAAUGAUGUAAGUGCAAAAAGAAAGCAAAAUCCAGAAAACUUAGGGAAAGUUUAUAUUUAUUACUUACAGUACAAUUCUGUUAGAAAUGGAAAACUACAUUUUGCACUGUAUAAAGCUUUUCCCAUAUAGAACCGACUCUUUUUGAAUUUCAAAAAUUUAUGAGCUGCUGAGAAUUUGAGGAAUUUUUGGCUAACGCUAACAGUUCUUUUUUAGUAGUGCCAGUGUUUGUCAUUUUUCAGAUGCCUAUCUAUUGUUCGUCAGUUUUAGAUCCAUUAAGAAUACCCAUUGCGGAGAAAUCUCUGCUUUACUGUCUGCAUAUUAAAUUUAAGCGAAUGUAGUUCAAAAUAAAUUAGUUUAAAUUCAAUUUUAACAAAAUUUUUUGGUAAAUUAAAAAAAGUUCCAUUGAUUUUGUCCUUGCAGCUUUUUAAAAUAUGCAAGUGCAUGAGCUAUAGCACCAUGAAAUAAAAUAAUUUGUAAAUCGUUUGCAAGGUACAGAUUCUUCCAUUUGAGAUUGAUAGUGGGCAACCCAUUUUUAAUAAAUGUAAUUUCAUUAAUUCAUAUGAUUGCAUAAUCUCAAAAUGUACAAACUACUGUUGCCAAAAAAAAAUUUUUUUAAAGGCUUAACAGCAUGGGAUACAGCUGAUUCGCAGCCUUCGAGCUUUAAUUCUUUUGUACGAUGUGAAAGGAAAUGAAGAGGAUUUGGGGAGUUCCUGCACUUUGCAUCAUUCUGCCUUGUGGUGAAAGACAGUAUUUUGAAAAAGAAAAAAAGAUAAAAAAUGCAUGCUUUUUAUUUUGUUAUUUACAUUUAUAAAGACGAUCUUUUUCUAUACGAAAAUUCAUGUCUGUGUACAGUUUAUAACAUUUGUGGAAUUGUAUCAUAAAGACAAAGACACUUUGAGGAAUGUAGCAAUUUUACAACUUGCAGUGAAAAUGUUACUGCAUAACAGUAAGCAUUUUACACAAAAAUUAAAACGUACUGAAUGUCAAACGUACUGUUAAACCAAAACUAAUAGACUCUGCUAAUAAUUAAAGGGUGCUGACUCAAAUAAAUUUUAAAAAAAGGAAUUUUAUGUUAUUAGCCAUGUCUUUUUCUUUAAUUAAUAAAAUAGUUUAUUGAUA